This is a messenger RNA of Mya arenaria, 3076 nucleotides long. Its product is annotated as acid-sensing ion channel 4-B-like. Gene Ontology annotation, molecular function: ligand-gated sodium channel activity. The record is from RefSeq and is a predicted model, not a curated record. Gene Ontology annotation, biological process: sodium ion transmembrane transport. Gene Ontology annotation, cellular component: membrane. The transcript has 10 exons. NCBI's taxonomy places the organism in Eukaryota, Metazoa, Mollusca, Bivalvia, Myida, Myidae. The coding region runs from base 89 to 2800 and encodes 903 amino acids.
ACCUUCGGACUAGUAGCAAAGUGGAACACGUUUCUAGGGCCUAUUUACUAACUGCGAACUAAAAAGUGAUUAUUCUUAAAUUGCGAUUAUGGAUGCUAAAAGAACUCUUCACAGCAGCGUUCGAGCAUCGUUUGAGGAGUUCACGCAGAACACGACGCUACACGGAAUGCGUUAUUUAUCCCUAUCAACAUCACGUUCAAAUGCUCGGAGGAUUAUGUGGCUUCUGUUUGUACUGGGAUGUUUUGCGGCUGUUAUUUUGCAAAUAAUUGACCGCGUGAAUUAUUUCUACUCUUGGCCAUUGAACGUGAACGUCAAAAUAAAUUACAAUCAGUCCCUCGAGUUCCCAGCAGUGACGAUAUGCAACCAAAACGCCUUCAGAGGUACUGAGGCAGCAAGGACAGGUCGCUAUCGGUUGGUUGAACACAUGUUUUCUGGAACCUCCAGCUUGUCUGUGGAGGAAUUGGCUGUUCACAAUGCUACCGACAUGAGUAUGGACGAUUUGUAUGUCGAUUUAGCACAUUCCAAGAAAGAUAUGAUAGUCAGCUGCUCCUGGAAAAACAAUGCCUGUGGUGCUGAAGACUUUAAAACAGUGAUGACAGAUCACGGAUUGUGCUACACUUUCAAUCGGGAUGCAUCUGAUAUGACCAUCACGUCAUCAGGGGUCGAUUCCGGGCUGCGUUUGACUCUAAAUGUAGAGCAGUAUGAAUACAUGGCUGGACCACACGACGCUGCAGGAAUAAAAAUUCUUCUUCAUGACCCAAGGGAAAUGGCAUUUGUACAUGAGCUAGGUCAAGCUGUUCCAACCGGGGCGCAUGCUUUCUUUGGAUUAAAAUUUAUGUCGAUUGACAACCUGCCUGCUCCCCAUGGUGACUGUGCCAAAAAAGAACUACGUCACACGACUCACUACACGAUGGAAGAGUGCUACCUUGACUGCCUUACCAAAUAUGCAAAAAUCACUUGUGGCUGCAGGGAUACUUACUGGCCUUACUUAAAUGAUUCACCGCCUGUAUGUACCAUAGGUCAGCACGUUUCCUGCGUAGAGGACCUGUAUGAUGAGUUCGACAGAUCUAUUCGAGAAAAAUGUCGUUGCCCAAUUCCUUGCCACUUUUCCAUUUAUGAUCCUUCCGUUUCAUAUUCAUCGAUAUCCAAUCAUCUUGUAAGCAAACUACUGUCAUCAAACGAAUCGAAGCAGCUAAAGGAAAAAUUACUGCAAUCAUAUGAAACAACAGCAAAAAUGGAUCAUGAGAAGUUUUCACAUUUUCAAGACCUUGUUGUAACAUUCGGAGCAAAGACGAAACUAAUAGAAGACGUCAUUAUGAAAAUAGAACGCUGUCUUCAACUGCAAGAAAACCAAACAAAGCAAUUGUUUGUGCAAAUGGAAGAUAUAUAUCUUACAAAAGAGAAAACAUAUAGAUACCAAGAAUAUGCAAUUGAGAAGAACUUCCUUCGUGGAAGAGAGGCAAUGGAAGAACGAACACUUGCAAAUGUAGCUAAUGCAUAUGCUGAAUUUGCAUUGGUUAAUACGAGACGUAUAAGGCGUCUCGCUAAUAGCCCAGCUGAUGACCAGGUCAGAAAAGAGUUGUACGAGUUUAUAAUGGAUGCCUUAGAAGUGCGUCAGGAAAUCGCACAAUUGGCGAAAGAUAACAUAUCGUUGUUGAUUAAAUCGUUCAUUAAUGGAACACAAAUAUUUAAUUACAAAUUUGAAAAUAUGCCGAGAGCUUAUAACCCACACAUUGUGCCAAAGCCAUUGAUGAAUGAGAGCAUGUAUCAUAAUGCAUACAUGAAAAAAUACGUUCCAAAAUUAGAGAACGACGAUAUGCAGUUGAUGUUUAAUGUGCUUGAAAUGUUCAUGAACCAAACAAAGCUGGCUUAUGAAGAACGUAGUAUCAAUGAAACGGAAUUAAACUACGUAUUUGAGCGUUUUCAGUAUGCUUGCCGUACUUACUUAUACAGUAAAAGCGUUGUGUAUAGUAACGGUAUAGACCGUCCCUUGGCAGUAAUUAAAGAUAGACAUGAUCAGUUUGACAGCUUUUGGGUAACGUUUAAACGUGAAAUUGAAGCAUUGAAUCAGAAUAUCAAAUCUUUAACAGAGCUAAUCACUGGAAUCAACUCUGCAAUACUUCCUACAUUUAAAUCUCUCCAAAGCAAGCUAUAUAACUAUACUGAAAACGGAUCUUUAGGUCUUAUGGACCUUGCUACCUUAUUUACUUCGAAUCAUACAGAUGGAUUCACAACAAAUGUCAGUAUCUUCUUUCAAGAAGUGCAAACCCGCGGGCAAUCUAUUUCAGAUCUCCUUAGUUUGAUUAAAAUUCCUGUCGACGGAAUAUGGACCCAAAUAAUAGAUGAUGAAGAUUCCUGGGAUUAUUACAAUUACACAAAUAACCAUUUGUUUCUAAGAAACCUUUCCGAAGUGAUCAUCGAAUGGAAUUCCAAACUUGAAGACAUCAAGACAUUUGAUAUACGACAUCAUGUGGAGCAUAGUGCAGAAGACUUUUACUCGUCUUUUGAAAAUGUUGUUUCACAUUUAAAAAGGUUCAAAGCUUCAGUUGUUGUCGACAGUACAUUUUUGAAAGAAAAUAUUCUACAAAUCGAUAUUUUCUACCGACAAUUAAGUUAUGAAUACAUUAACCAACAAAAGGCGUACGACUUCUUUGCCCUAAUUAGUGACGUUGGGGGAGCUAUGGGGUUGUUUAUCGGUGCCAGCAUGUUGACCGUUCUGGAAGUCAUUGACCUUUUCCUCAUCCAGUUGCCCAUAUUCAAACAUAAAACGGAAAUCAAACAUAAAGAAAUCAAACAUUGAUCAAUCAAAUGGCGUUGUUAAUGAACAGACAUGAUAAUAUGUUAAUUACUUAUUUGAGCUUUAUUCUUGUAACCGUGCUACAACCCACAAAACGCGUUUGUGAUACUCCCUCGAUAUUCAAGUCAUUUACCUUCAAUUUCUAAUAAAUUAUUGUUAUUUAAAUGGAAUAAACAACUAACAUGUGUAAAUCUUACUGCUACCAAGUUUUAGCAACUUAAACAGCCAUGAAUCGUAAAUAUACAAAUCAAUAUUGUCUGAGAGACUUAUUUGUAUUGA